UUUCUGAUUCUCCAAUCGCCAUCUUGUUGCCAGUCAAGUAAUGUGUUUCUGAAUGUGUUUCGGGGCGCUCUGGAUGUCUAAUGACUGUCUUUGGAAGUCAUUGGACUAUACUGUGAUUUACCAACCACGAACAUCUGUACCGGGGGAUGCAGAGUGCAUAAUUAUUAUUAUUUUUUUUUUUUACGGGAACGCAUUGUAUCGUUAUUCAAAAUGAGUAUCGAUACUCUAUUGGAAGCGGCCAGAUAUUUAGAGUGGCAAGCCCAGCAACAACAGAUUACACGUGAGGAGGAGCGGCGAGAGAAGGCCCUGCUGUCCCGUGAGUCAGAGCAGAAACUCUUUGCCCCCGUUAUCCAGCCUGUCCAAUUCAGCCAUGUGACCUGGCCAGAUGACCUGCGGCUCGAGCCACAGUGCCACCACCAGCACCACCCUCCAGUCCCGCCCCCACCCCUCCCACCACCUGUUUCCAUUGCUGUCAUUCCCAUCCCGGUCGUCGCAGCAAACCCUGUGGCCCCUACCAUUCAAACCGCCUCCCCCGUUCAUGCAGCUCCACCCAUGCCAGUCGUCACACCUUUGGCCGCAGCCCUGUCCCCGCCUGCUGCCCCUCUACUCAGCCCCACUGGUAAGGAUGACCACUCCCCUUCACAGCAACAGCAGCAGCAUCGAAACUUAGUCCCGCACGUUAAAGCAGAAGUCAGCAGCUUGCCUCAGUUAAAUAACAGUCCCAAACAGCAGCAACAGACACAGGCUCUGCUGCAGCCUUAUCCAGCCCCGAUCAUUGCUGCUCAGCAUCCACCACAGCAACACGCCCUCCUACCACAGCAACAUGCCUUCCUGCCCCAGCCAACACUACUCCAGCCUCAGUUCACACCGCCCCAGAGCCAGGCGAGCCAACUGCCUCAGCCUAACGGUGCCAGUGUGGAAGAUGUGCACAACAUGGAUGGGAAAAGGAGACCAGGAGGAGCUGGAACACGAGAAGUUCACAACAAACUGGAAAAGAACAGACGAGCACAUCUGAAAGAAUGUUUUGAGACCCUCAAGAGGAACGUUCCUAAUGUGGAUGAGAAGAAAACAUCCAAUCUGAGUGUCUUGAGGAGUGCUCUCCGCUACAUCCAGACGUUGAAGCGAAAAGAAAAGGAGUACGAGCACGAAAUGGAGCGUUUGGCACGGGAGAAGAUCGCCACACAGCAGAGACUCGCGGAGCUGAAGAACGAGUUGAGCCAGUGUAUGGACAUCAUGGAGAUCGACAGGAUAAUACGACAGACUGUCCAACCAGAUGAAGACCAAGCCUCCACAUCAACAGCGUCAGAGGGCGAAGACAACUUCGACCAAGAUGUAGAAGACGACAUCCUCUCCUCUCUGCACUCAUCGUCUGCACCCAAACCGCCUGCACCAGCGCCAUCGGAGCCCCGUGCUGCCUUGCCUCCACCCUCCAUCCUCCCUACACACAUAUCUAUUCAACACAAACCCAUCACCCCACCAAACCCGUCCCACCCCACUGUGGUCACCCCGCAACCAAUCGCCCCCGCGCCCCCAUCCCAUUUGGUCUCCUCUCCUCAGCAAACAGUAAUCACCCAUGCCUCCGUAUCCCAUGCAUCCGUCAUCCAAGCCGUCAACCACGUCUUCCCCACCGGUCAUAAACACCUGGCGCACAUUGCGCCCUCUAGUGGCGGCCAACCAAUCGGACACAUCACCGUGCAUCCAUUGGCCCACCUUUAUCCGCAGUCAGUGGCUGUCUCGCAGCCGGCGGUGGUGGGACACAUCACGCACACGCUGGCGCACCACCCUCAUGCUCACGCCCAUGUUAAUGGCACGCCGGUCACGGGCCAGCAGGCCACCAUGGUGGGAAAGCCCACGGCGGUGGUCGCCCACCAUCACACCGGGCUAGUGGGCCAGACGGUGCUCAAUCCAGUGACUAUGGUAACUGUACCGCCGUUUCCCGUGAGCACACUAAAGCUGGCCUGAGCGAAGCCAAAGGAUGUAAAGAAAGACUUCAACAUCCAGUGAACGUCCUAUGUACCUCAUGAAGCGAGCACCAGAGAAUACAAGAUGUGAGGUGUCCUCAUCAUUGUCCGAACUAGAUGAGCUAGAUGACAGAGGAAGACUAGAUCCCAAUCAGAAUUUCACUACUGUCACUACUACAUGGUGGGAUUUUGUCAGGAUCAGAGUGUCCUGUAGCCAGUUACUUGGGACACAUCCGUGUGCACAGGGCUUGUGUGUCUUAUGCCGUGCAGCAUUGGAAUGACAUACAUGCAAUGCACUUGCUUAACUAAAUGAUAAGUCGGUGAGUGUCAGUCCUGUAGUAACGUGAGUGCAAACAACAAAUCAAUUCUAUUUCUUCUUUGUCCCUCUUUGUCUAUCCUUUUUUUCUGUUGUAUUCACUCUUAGAUAUUCAAGCAGUCUGCGACUUUUUUAAUUUUUUUACAUUCAUUGACCAAAAAAGACCAUGAAAAUGUUAAUCGAAAAUUUAAAGAGUGCUUGAAAGCAGUGCAUAGGUCCAAAGUAUGCGAAGAAACGAAGUUUCUUAAUUUUGGGGCUUUAAAAACACUCUUUAAAGGAAUGCAAUGCAAGUUAAACUCAAUCGAUAGCUUUUGUGGCAUAAUGUUGAUUACAACAAAAAAUAAUUUUGACAAGUCCCUUGUUUAUUUAAAAACAAAUUGCCAAAAUCUGGCUUACAGCAAGGCGUUUACAAUGGAAGUGAAUGGGGCCAGUGCAUAAACGUUUAAAUACAAAAAUGUUCAAAAGUAUAGCCAUAAGCAUUAUACGUGUUAACAUGAUUUUAGUGUGAUAAAGUCGCUCACAAACCUUUUCUACGUAAAGUGAUUUCCAAUCUUACAGCUUCGUCGUCAUGACAAUGUAACCCUGAAGGCAAUUUUAUCAGACUAAAAACAUGAAGAUCAGAUUUUAUCACACUAAAAUCAUGUUAACACACAUAAUGCUUACGUCUUGUAGCUAUACUUUGGAAAAAGUGAGCAUUUUAACGUUUAUGGAUUGGCCCCAUUCACUUCCAUUGUAAGUGCCUCACUGGAACCCAGAUUUUUGCUUCUUCUUUUUUUAUAAAAAAAGAGUUGAAAUUAUUGUCUGUGCUAAUCAACAUUAUGCUACAAAUGCUGUUAUUGAGCUCACUUGUACUGAACCUGAAACAUUCCUUUAAAUAGGGCUUGUGCAUAAAAACUUGUUGAACAUUCAGUCUUCAGACAGAUUGGGUUUCUCUAAAUGUCUUUGUAAUUUCCAAGACAAUGUAAGUGCCUGAGCCCCAAAUCAAGCCCAGUGACGCCACCUGCUGCCUAUGUAAUGUAACAACAUUGCUGAAUUUAUACACAAGCGCAUAUGACUGCCACAACCUGACCUAGUGUCACAGCCAACUCUUGGCACCCAUGAAACACAAGAGUCUUAAAGUGUCCAGUAAAAUGGCAUUAUAACGAAACGCAACAAACUAUUACAGAAUUAACAGCUAAAAUUUCACCCAUAAUGAAAAUUCUGUCAUCAUUUACUCGCCCUAAUGUAGUUCCAAACUUAUAAGACUUUCUUUCAAGAGCACAAAAAGAGAUGUUAGGCAGUAUGUUAGGGACUGAGGCUUACAUUCUUUAUAAAAUGUUAGAAAAUCAUGAGGAUG
This is a messenger RNA of Myxocyprinus asiaticus (Chinese sucker), 3613 nucleotides long. Its product is annotated as max-binding protein MNT-like. Lineage: Eukaryota; Metazoa; Chordata; Actinopteri; Cypriniformes; Catostomidae. The transcript has 6 exons. Gene Ontology annotation, molecular function: DNA-binding transcription factor activity, RNA polymerase II-specific; protein dimerization activity; RNA polymerase II cis-regulatory region sequence-specific DNA binding. The record is from RefSeq and is a predicted model, not a curated record. Gene Ontology annotation, biological process: regulation of transcription by RNA polymerase II. The coding region runs from base 211 to 1962 and encodes 583 amino acids.